CACCGCCGUCCCGCAUAAACCAAUUACACCGCUUUGCAAAUAAAGAGACGCCCCAGGGGAGUUGCAAGCCGAGUGGAACUGCCUGCUUUGCAGGUGCAUCUGCGGCUUGGUAGGUGCGAACGUCUUUGUGCGGCGGACAAAUGGGGAGGGGAGGAGGAGGAGGAAGAGGAGGAGGAGGAGAAGGAGGUGGGCGCUGCUUUGGCGGCGGCAGCGGCGGCGGCGGCUGGUGCAACGUAAGAUCCACCUCAGCUCAACUCCGCUCACAUCCCAGCCGGCACUUCCUCACUUUCUCGAGUGGCUCGCCGCCACCCAACGUCCCUGCUUGACUGAGCCCUCCCCGGGGGCCGGCUUCUGCUAGACUCGGGGGGGCUCCGUUUUCCUGACCUCCCUCGCGCUCGCCAAGAGGGGACUGAAUGGUUACACCGCGCACGUUGACCUCCAGGAUGUUAGGGACUGUGAAAAUGGAAGGGCACGACGCAAGCGAGUGGAACAGUUACUACGCCGAGACCCAGGAGCAACCGACAGUGCGGAAACUAGUAUCCAUUUGGAAAGCGUGGGGAUAAAAGCUGGGCAUUGCUUUUCUGCGGAAUCUCGCGCUUCAGAAGGCUGGGUUCGCUCACCUUUUCUCCUUGCAACACAAGGAUGAGCUGGAAAGGCCUAUUCGACGGUGCCAGUGAGCAACAUGAAUUCCGGCCUGGGCUCCAUGAAUUCCAUGAACAGCUACAUGAGCAUGAACGCCAUGACCACCAGCGGCAAUAUGACGUCGGGUUCCUUCAAUAUGUCCUAUGCCAACCCGAGCCUGGGGGCCGGCUUGAGCCCCGGCGGAACCGGAGCCAGCAUGAACAGUAUGUCAGCCAUGGGGUCGGCCCUGAGUCCCGGGGGCAUGAACGCCAUGGGCGGCCCGCAGGCUUCGCUGAACGGACUGGGCGCCUACGGGGCCAUGGGACCCUGCAUGAGCCCCAUGGGCUACGCCUCCUCCAACCUGAGCCGCGGCCGCGACGCCAAGAGCUUCAAGCGCAGCUACCCGCACGCCAAGCCGCCCUACUCGUACAUCUCGCUCAUCACCAUGGCCAUCCAGCAGGCGCCCAGCAAGAUGCUGACGCUGAGCGAGAUCUACCAGUGGAUCAUGGACCUCUUCCCUUACUACCGCCAAAACCAGCAGCGCUGGCAGAACUCGAUCCGCCACUCGCUUUCCUUCAACGACUGCUUCGUCAAGGUCGCCCGCUCGCCGGACAAGCCGGGCAAAGGCUCUUACUGGACGCUGCACCCGGACUCGGGCAACAUGUUCGAGAACGGCUGCUACCUCCGGCGCCAGAAGCGCUUCAAGUGCGAAAAGCAAGCCGGGGCCAAGGGCGGCUCGGGCGGAGGCGAGGGAAGGAAAGACCCGGGCGGGGCCAGCUCUCCCUUGCACCGAGGCCAAGGCAAAGGAGGGCAGCUGGAGGCCGCCCCGUCCAGCCACAGCGCCGGCAGCCCGCAAGCCCUGGACCAAAACGGGAACGGAGCCGAGCUGAAGCCCUCCGUGGCCGCGGCGGCGGCUGCAGUAGCAGCCUCGGUCCCCGGCGGGCCCGCCUUGGCCCCCUUGAGUCACCCGGGCCACGCGCUGGGACCCCACGAGCCGCAGCUGCACCUGAAGGGCGACCCCCACUAUUCUUUCAACCACCCCUUCUCCAUCAACAACCUCAUGUCCUCCUCCGAACAGCAGCACAAGCUGGACUUCAAAGCCUACGAGCAAGCGCUGCAAUAUUCCUCCUACGGGGCCUGCCUGCCUGGCGGGUUGCCCCUCAGCAGCGCUUCCAUGGGCGGGAGGGGAGCCAUUGAGCCCUCGGCCCUGGAGCCCUCCUACUACCAAGGUGUGUAUUCCAGACCGGUGCUGAACACCUCUUAGCCGGCCGGGUGGGACUGGAGGGUCAAGCGAGCGGAAUCCUCCCUCCCUCCCGCCCUCGUCUGCGUCUCUCCUUAGAUCUCUGCCCAAACUGGCCGUCCGCUUGCCUCCCCCCCCCCUCCAGCCCGCGAUCCGUGCCACGGAAAACCGAAAGGCAAACGAAUCACACAGUAAGCGAAAGGACUGUUACUUUAUUCCCGGGGCGGCUCGGAUAAGGCACGCCGCCCGUGCGUCCCGUUUCUCCGGUUUCGGCUUGACCAGUCCAGCAGAUCCCAGCCCGGCUCUCCUAGACGAGCCCUGUAUAUGUAUAUAUGUAUAUGUAUAUGUAUAUGUAUAUGUAUAUGUAUAUGUAUAUGUAUAUGUAUAUGUAUAUGUAUAUGUAUAUGUAUCUAUACAUACCUCCCUUGCUUGACCAUUGAACCAAGCAAGCGAGGCUUCCAUUUUGAAACUCAUAAUUGGUUGCGUUUCCCCUCCUUGGAAGCAAUCUUGCCAAAAUUGGGUGGGGCGGGGGAUUUUUCAAUAGGAAAAGGGUUGCUUGGGAAAAGCCGAAUCUGGACCCUGGAAGCCCGCGCCGCUCUCCUCCGGGCGUGGGUGGCUUCUGGGAAGCCUCUGCGUUGGGGGAGAGUGGGGGUAUUUCCCAGCCCCGAGAAUGGAUGCAGUAAGUCGAAGUUGAGCCCGGACUUACUGGCCUGCGUGUAGCUCUUCCCGGUCAAGAGGUGGAGAGUUGACAUUAGGUUAGGAAUCCGGCCCUUUGAAGGAUGCAGCGCAGAGAGGGAGAACUUGCCCCCGUUUUGAGACUUAGGGAAAGGGCGUUCGUUUCACGCGCUGCUGGACUUGCCCCAUCCCCUCCCCCGCAGACACACUGACCCCAAGGAAGCACGGGUGACAGGUCCCGAACACCCCUCCCCCCCUUGCCUUGUAAAGGGACAGAGCACAGAUGGCAAGUGGAAGAGAGAAAAGGGGUCUCCUGCAUUUCCAAUGGGAUCUGGAUAGGAUACAGAACUGUACAGGUCACACAGCCUUUUAAGGCAUGUUACUAUUAUUUCAGCUCCCCUCCCCUCCCUCCACUUCCCACAAGCUGCUACUAAGGAGUCUCCUUCAGCAUCAGGAAAUCCCUUGACUACAUGGAUGACUUGGUUAUUUAAUCUCGGAGCUUCCCCCACCCCACCCCACCCCACCCCCUCCGUGGGUUCCAGAACUCUAGGACUAUUAUUGUUCGAGUCCUGCGUGGAAGAAUAUUCUGAACUGGGAGAUGCUCCGAGGCUGCUUUCAUCAGAUCAUUCACCACCUUCCUGAAUUUUUUUUUUUUGAGGUCGCUUAAUUCUAUCCUACAGUUUGUUAGCACGUUCAUCCAGUGUUAAUGCACUUUCUUCAGUUUUUACAUGAUGUUUCAGCGUAGCCAGACGGGUUUCUCCCCUUCCCCUUUUUGGUUCCCGUCCUCCCCCCCCCUCCAUUUGCCUUUACAAUAUUCUUAAUUUAUUUGCACGGUUUAUACUUUCUUCUUGACAGCUUGAAAGUGCUUUAAAUAAACGGUUUUAAA
Thamnophis elegans (Western terrestrial garter snake) is the source of this 3422-nucleotide messenger RNA. RefSeq names its product forkhead box A1 (gene FOXA1). NCBI's taxonomy places the organism in Eukaryota, Metazoa, Chordata, Lepidosauria, Squamata, Natricidae. The record is from RefSeq and is a predicted model, not a curated record. Gene Ontology annotation, molecular function: transcription factor binding; RNA polymerase II cis-regulatory region sequence-specific DNA binding; DNA-binding transcription factor activity, RNA polymerase II-specific. Bases 683 to 1885 code for a protein of 400 amino acids. Gene Ontology annotation, biological process: regulation of transcription by RNA polymerase II; anatomical structure morphogenesis; cell differentiation. The transcript has 3 exons.